GUAUUGUCUAUGCUACUUGCGAGGUCGUGCAUUGGUGCAUUUUUAGUUUAUAAAAACUUCACAAAUUCAAUCAAUCGAAGGAGUAAAGGAGGCAUCAUCUCAUCACGAAAUAAUAUUGGCUCCAAGAAGUAAUUGUUGAUUUCGAGGCAUUUAGCAAAACAAAGUUUUCAAUAGAACUACUGUUGUCGACGCGUAUCGCAAUAACGAGUGAAAAAUGCCGGCAAGCAAUGUUGGGUCAUACUUGCAGGACGCCAGAAAUAAUUUCGACGCCGUGCGACCCGCCCUAGUUUGUGCUGAUGCCAAUCAAUCAAUAGGCCAAUGUCAGAAUGUGCAUAUAUCCACAAAUUGCUAUUAUGGGUACCACGACUUAAAAACACCAGAAAACAACCACGUUGACACAGAUUGCGAAAUGGUUGCUGUAGAACUCCCUGAUGGAACGCUCUCCAAAACGUCCUCGAGGAAGCGCAGCGCUGACGAAGACGAAUAUCCGCAAAGAAAACGACUUCGAGAAGAAGUACAAAGAGAGAAAAGCAUUGAACCUGAGACAAGCGAGACCAUGAAAUUGGAUACAAGUACAGAAGACUUGGAAUCUUUGUAUUGGAACAUUCACGGAGGAAAUAUUUUUCAUUUGAUACAGUGUCUGUGACUCAAACACGUGUGAUAUAAGAUUUAAGUGAUUGGGACAUUAAGCAUUACCUAACAAUUUUGUACAACUAAGUUAAUAUGUAUGUUUCUAGUGUAAGAUUUGUCUAAUAAAAAUUAAUAGGCAAAGGGAGGGUGUUUCUUUUAAUUUAAAAGAAUAUAUUUGUUUAAGAAUAUUUAUUAAUAUAUUAUUAUAUAUAUUACACAAAGUAUUUAUGUAAAGCAUAUGAGUAAUUCAAUAAUAAAAAUGGGAUACAAUAAUAACACAAUAAUACUAAAGUCAUCAGGGGAACAUCAUACUUCAGUUCAAUCUGGAAAAAAGAAAACACUCAAUUAUUUCAAUUUACUUUGUUUUUCUGUUCCAGAUGCAGUUACAGAAGCUUUAAUAAAUUUGUUUUUCUUUCAGUAUAUACUCAAACUAUAUAGAAGCCAAAUAUGGCUGAGUUUGGGUUUUAUGCCACCUUUACAUUGUAUUAACUUCACCUUUUUGUUUUUCAGAUGAUUCUUCCAUGUGCAGCCUUGUUGGCACACGAUCAAGUCCAAGCCACUCAGCUUCCGCCUUUAAUGUAAACAUACCAACAAUUUACAGUUUGUCUUUAACAUAUAGAUUGUUAUUACGAGUGCAGGUGUCAUAUAACUAACAGAAUUAAGUUAUAACCAAACCCACUGUGAUAUUAAUUGUAUUUGUACCUGAUAUUGUAAUAAAUAAUUUAGAUGUUAUAA
Molecule: messenger RNA, 1365 nt
Organism: Helicoverpa zea (corn earworm)
Lineage: Eukaryota; Metazoa; Arthropoda; Insecta; Lepidoptera; Noctuidae
Exons: 2
Coding region: 215-646 (143 amino acids)
Source: RefSeq, a predicted model, not a curated record